AAGGCUAUUUCUUGCCUGAAAUUUCAGGGGCUCACAAAAACGCCGCUCCUCUUGUCUUGUUCGGUCGAGCCUGCAUGCUCUCGUGACUCGCCCUUGCAUUACUUUGAUCAAGCGAACCUGUGUGCUGCGAGCGCACCAGUGACGUAGCCCUAUCUUGAUAGUGCACCCCGUACCACAACCGCGACUGACGACCACCAUAACUCCGAAGAAGCACACACCCAGCAACAAACAUUCUCGACACGUAGCAAACUUCACUUAUCAUGACUGCGAACCCGCCUACCCUCAUCAAUCUGCCACCCCCGCCUUCGGACCCGGCGACACCCAACGAUGUCCCGGGCACACCGAACUCGACCACCACGUCCAUGUCCGAGCUUUCUACUGUGGCUAUCAAGGACGGCCACCGGGGUCACUUUCCGCAUCACCACCAGCCUGGCGACGCCGAGCGCGCGGAUCGCAUCUCCCGCUUGGCGGGGUUGGAGCGCGUAGCAGUAUCCGGUCGUACGCCACAAGGCCUCGCUCCUGGCGCCGCGAACAAUCCCCCGCCAGGCUAUUUCGACUCCAAUAACCAGCCUCAGAUGUUCCGCGAGCGCAGCACUGUCGGUAGUGCAAGUGCAACUGGCAGUGUCGGUGGUCGAACAACAACUUGGGCAAGCGGCAGCGAUAACUUUGACCACGAUCGCAUGAGUGAGGAUCAAGACGUAGAGACUUCCAGCAUCGGGGGUUUCAGCGACGAGGCUGCUUCAUUGGUCGGCUUCGGGGAGGGUGCAAGGACACCUGCCAGACAGCACAGCCAGCUCGGAAGCCCAGCGAUUGGGAAAGCUACUGCUGUUCCUUCAUAUCUUCGCGAACAGACGCCAGGCAGUGCCCCAAGUAGCUCGGGAACAGCGCAGACUUCGUCUAGCGUGGAACAGCAGAAGUACGACGCGAAACAGCUCGAUGGUAUGACAUAUGACGAGUCUGUGACCGACACCACGAACCGCACUCCGCCCAUGAUCGGUCCUGGUGCAGGAGGUGCAACCACUGCGGAGCAAGUCAUUCGUGAGCGGAUGCGCCAGCGUCAGGCCGCUCAAGGCGGGGAGGCCAUGGAGGUGGAGCCACAGAGGGAAUACUAGAUGCAGAAGUGGACAGUGGGAGCGUUGGGAAGAGUGUCUCUUGCGCUGCGUUUGACGAAUUAUUUGCGAUUUCGAACAGGUGCAAGGUUGGCACGAGCUAUGGGAGAGCUUUGCUUUGUACGGAAAAUGGCGCUGGGUCGCUAAGCAGGCAGCAUGCGGUUCUUACUAUGAUAUCAUGAAUGCAGGAC
This is a messenger RNA of Paraphaeosphaeria sporulosa, 1300 nucleotides long. RefSeq lists its product as uncharacterized. The coding region runs from base 261 to 1112 and encodes 283 amino acids. The record is from RefSeq and is a predicted model, not a curated record. The transcript has 2 exons. Lineage: Eukaryota; Fungi; Ascomycota; Dothideomycetes; Pleosporales; Didymosphaeriaceae.